Molecule: messenger RNA, 2694 nt
Organism: Cladocopium goreaui
Lineage: Eukaryota; Dinophyceae; Suessiales; Symbiodiniaceae
Source: the annotation of a GenBank genome assembly
AUGACGGCGUCGGGCCCAUUUCUGUUGGUCUUAGAUUUUGUUCGCAUUGAACUGUUGAUGUUUCUGCGCAGCUCCGUGCGAUCUGGCAGUUUGACGUUGGCCUAUGGAAUUUCUCGGCUGGGUUUCUUUCUUUCGACCCUGGAUUCGGCAACAUUGGACAGUGCUUUGUCUUUGCAAAGCCUUGUUCGCAUGGGUUUCCCGUUGUCUGUUUAUGGCCUUUGCCGUUUGGGCUUCCUGUUGUUGCCCUUGGACUUAGCGAGUCUGGAGUUCUGCCUGCCGUUGCACAGCUCCGCCCGACUCGGUCUGACUUUGUCGGCCUAUGGCCUUACCAGACUCGGCUCGAUUUUGUCGCUGCUGGACUGCUCCCACUUGGAUUUGUCGAUGUUUUUGAGGAGCCAUUUGUGGCUUGAGCCAUUGCUACCGGUCUAUGGAGUGAUGUGCCUGGAGAGUUUGCUGUUGACCUUGGACCUUAUUCACUUGGGGCCAAGUCUGUUGCUUCAUACUCCUGCCAGACUGGGUUUCUUGCUUUUAACCUCAGGAAUGAUUCGAUUGGGCCCUCCUUUGCUGCUGUUGGAUUUCAUGCACUCAGAUUUCUCGGUAUUACCCAGAAGCUGGAUCCGCGUCGACUUUCUUCUGUUGCUCUAUGGAAUGAACUGCUUAGGCUCUAGUUUACCCAUCUGCGACUUUGUAAUGAUGGAACCCGCGUUGUUGCUCCAAAGCCACUUUCGCCCGGGGCUUGCGUUGUCGGUCUAUGGCAUGACAAAACUUGAACCUUCACCACUUGCCUUGGAUUCUGUCCGCCUGGGGUUCUCCAUGCUGUUGCACAGUCAUGUCUAUCCAGGCAACCAGCUGUUGCUAUAUGGACUUGCACAUCCAGGGGACCGACUCUCAGCCCUAGACUUUGUGAGUUUUGCGCUAUCCCUGUUGGCUCAAGGCUUCUGCAGGUUGGGCCACAUUUUGCCGGUCUAUGGAAUGACACGGCCAGAGCCCAUGUUGUUGGUGCUUGACAUCAUUAAUACUGACCCGUUUCUGCCGUUGCGAAGCUUUGCUUACUCUGACAGCAUUUUACCACUUUAUGGAAUGUCGAGUCUGGAAUCAUCUUUGCCAGUGAUGGAUUCUGUGAACACGGGCUCGAUGCUUUUGCCGCGGGCUUUUCUCAAGCCAGGGAGUUUGUUGCUGGUGUAUGGAGUGUCCAAGCUGGGUUUUCCUCUUUUUGCACUGGAUCAUGUAUCUUUAGAGCCAUUGCCUUCGGUCAGAACGCCCAUCUGUUUUGAACUUUCACUCUCUGUCUAUGGCCUUACCCAACUUGAUCCGUCCUUGUCCGUCUUGGACUUUGUCCACAUCGACUUUCCUCUGUUGCUGCGAAGUCUUGCGUGUCUUGAUUUGUUCCUUCUGAUUUUUGGCAUUAGUUGCCUUGAACCUUCACCACCCACACUAGACUAUGUAAACCUGGGGUCGCCUCCGCUGUUGCAAAGUAUGGUUCGCUUGGGCCCUAUUCUGCCAGCUUAUGGACUGGCACGCCCAGACUUCAGCUUGUUGGUUUUGGACUUUAUUCAUUUGGACUUGGUUAUGUCUUUGCAAGCCCUUAUUCGCAUGGGACUUUUCUUGUUGGCUUAUGGAAUAGCUUGCAUGGGACUUCCACCCUUGAUUUUGGACUUUGCGGUUCUGGAAUCUGUUACGUUUAUUCAAGGUCUGACUUCGUUGGCACGUAGCUCUAUUCACAUGGGCAGUCUGAUUUUGGCCUUUGGGAUAUCCUGUUCGGGUCUGUUUAUGUCAAUCCCAGACUUUGUCCAUCUUGGACUCCUGCUGUCCCUGCAUAGCUCUGCGUGUUUGGAAUUACCGCUACUACUAUGUGGAAUGAUGCGACUUGAUUUCUCGCUGUCAACGCUGGACUUCGGUCAUUUUGAUUCCACUAUCCUUCUGCGCAGCUUCGUGUGUCUGGACUUUGCUCUCCCAGUCUACGGCUUUUCAGCUCCAGAGCUUUCCUUGUUGGUUUUGGAUUUUUGCAGCCCUGAUUUCUUCGUGCCCAUAAGGAGCCUCACAUGCCCUGACUUGUCGUUGCUUGCUUGGGGAUUGAGUUGCUUGGGGCUUCUGUUGUUGGCCAUGGACUUUGUGAACAUUGACUCAUUGCCUUCCCUGCGAUCCUUCCUGUGGUUGGGUCUCUCACCAUUUCCAUAUGGAGUCAUGUGCCUGGAGCUGCUACUGUUGCUGCUGGACCCUGUGAACUUUGACCCAGGUCUGCCGCUUCGAAGUUCCUGCCGUUCAGACUUGCUGACAUCAGCCUAUGGAGUUGCGCGCUUGGGGCUGAUGUUGUCGGCCCCAGACUCCAUCCAUUUGGGCAGCCUGUUGUCACCGCAGGCUCUCGCACAAUCGGAACUGAUUCCAUUGCUGUUUGGCUUAAGCUGCCUGGACUUUCUGUUGCUAAUCACUGACUUCGUACACAUUGAAUUGUCCCUUUUGCUGCAAAGCCUUGCUUGUUUAGGUUUACCGAUUUUGACCUAUGGCAUGUCUUGCCUGGGACCUUCAUUGUCCUCGCUUGAUCUUGUACAUCUGGGUUUGCUGGUACCCCUGCAAUCACCAGCACGGUCUGAAAGCAUCUCGUUGGUCUAUGGCAUUGCGUGUUUGGGCUUUUCUUCACCAAUCCUGGACCCUGUCAACACUGACUUGCCACUUUCACCACGAAGUUCUGCCUGA